This is a messenger RNA of Aspergillus ruber CBS 135680, 549 nucleotides long. RefSeq lists its product as uncharacterized. The transcript is spliced from 3 exons. NCBI's taxonomy places the organism in Eukaryota, Fungi, Ascomycota, Eurotiomycetes, Eurotiales, Aspergillaceae. The coding region runs from base 1 to 549 and encodes 182 amino acids. The record is from RefSeq and is a predicted model, not a curated record.
AUGACUCUUCUCCCUCCCGAGCAAUUGAGGUCCAUAGCCUCAACGCUGGCGCAAAGACUGGAUACAUUGCAGAUUGACUAUGCAAUCAUGGGCGGUGCUGCUGUCUGCCUUUUGACCCAUGACCCAAAUCGAAGGACAGAAGAUGUGGAUUUAGUGAUCCAUGUGGAUCAGCGCCAGAUUACAGCGGAUCGGCUAACCACCCAGCUUCUCACAUCAUUUCCAUCUGAUUUCGGUCCAGUUAACCAACUCUGCUUGCCGGGAGGCAAGGAGCAACUGGUGGAACUUGAGGUAUUUGAUUACCAAAGCUGGCCACAGCGGCCUCAGUACAAUCUCCAGACUGCUAGCCAAAGGACAUUGACUAUCAAUAGAUAUCCGGUCAAGAAAUUCAGUCCUCAAUGGAUUCUGCGGCCCAAAGCACAGACUGAUAUUCGUGAUCUGGAACGCUUGAUCAUUUUCGCUGUACCUGGCACGCCGGAACUCGACUUCAGUCAUAUUGAAAAGUUGAAAGCUGCAUUGGCAGAUCUACUGAAAAAUUGUCCAGGAAUGUGA